AUGUCGGCCGCUGCUUUAAUUACGGCUUUGGUGCUGCAAUUACUGCAAGAAUUCGCAGCCGGAAUCCACCCAUCGUACAACGUCUUCCUGCAAUCUCCGCAGCAAUCUCUCAACGACGGUUUGUUCCUGCCCAGAUCCUACAACACAUAUCACGGCGGUAACAGUUAUUUCGGGAAUCUGCCGCCCCAGCAACCGCCCCAGCAACCCCAAGAUCCCGCGACGCUGGGAUGCGGUACGCCUCCGGCCGCCUGCCCAAAGACCAGGUACCGCUCCUACGACGGUUCCUGCAACAAUUUGAGGAACCCCGUGCUGGGCACCCCCAACACACCGUACACUAGAUUGUUGCCGCAAAAUUACGGCGACGGCAUCAGCAAUCCCACUCUAGCCAGAAGCGGCGACGAGCUGCCGCUAUCCAGAAUGGUCAGCCUGACGAUAUAUCCAGACGUUCCCAUCGAAGAUCCCAUAUUCACGCUGAACGCCAUGCAGUACGGCCAGAUCAUCACGCACGACAUGAGCAUGAUACUGGGCAGCACGCAGGCGCAGCCCCACUCCACAGCUUGCUGCUCCCCCGACGGGCAGCUGCUCGAACUGGCCGACGUGCCGGAGCACUGCUACCCGAUCCGGCUGCCCGAGCACGAUCCCCAGAUGGGCCGUACCAACACCAGGUGCAUGAACUUCGUGCGUACCAUCACCGACAAGGACCGAAGAUGCGUACCGGACAACCAGCCCGCCGAGCAGUUGACGGCUGUCAAUCACUUCCUGGACCUGUCGCUGGUGUACGGUAACAAUGAGCAGGUGAACAGGCAGGUGAGGCAGUUCCAAGGCGGCAGGAUGCGAGUGGAGGCAAGAAACGGCCAGGAAUGGCCGCCUAGAUCGAACAACGCUUCCGGAGUCUGCGCUAUCCAGAACCCAAGAGAAGCUUGCUACCUAGCCGGCGACGCCAGGGUGAACCAGAACCCGCAGCUGACGCUGCUGCAGGUGGUGCUGCUGCGCGAGCACAACCGGCUGGCGGACGCGCUGGCGUCGCUCAAUCCGCAUUGGGACGACGAGACGGUGUUCCAGGAGGCGAGGAUGAUCAACGUGGCCCAGCACCAGUUCAUCACCUACUACGAGUGGCUGCCGCUGUUCAUCGGCUCGCAGAACUCGCUCAAGAACAAGAUCAUCUAUAACACCAAGGGGUUCGUGGAUGAUUACGACCAAUCGGUGGAUCCGACGAUUCUGAACGAGCACGCCACCGCCGCUUUUAGAUACUUCCAUUCGUUGAUCGUGGGCAGCUUGGACUUGGUGACGGAGGCGCGGUCGAGCUACGGCAGUUUGAGGCUGAGCGAUUGGUUCAACAGGCCGCAGAUUUUGGAGGAGGGCGAGAAUUUCGAUCAGCUGGCCAGAGGUUUGAACACCCAGCCGGAAUCUGCUGCGGAUCGCUUCCACACCAGCGAGAUUACCCAGUUCAUGUUCAGGGCAGGCCAGGCUUUCGGGCAAGACCUCAAAGCCACCGAUGUCCAGAGGAACCGAGACCACGGCUUGGCCUCUUACAACGACUACAGGCAGUUCUGCGGGCUGCCCAAAGCGCACACCUUCGAAGGCUUCCUGGACCUCAUCACCCCCAAGGACGUGGAGAAGCUGGCCAAUUUGUACCAAUCGCCGGACGACGUGGACCUGACGGUGGGCGGCUCGCUGGAGGCGCACGUGCCCGGCACGCUGGCCGGGCCGACGUUCCUCUGCAUACUCACCGAGCAGUUCUUCAGGUCGCGGAAGGGCGAUCGGUUCUUCUUCGAGAACUCUGUGGGGGGUGGGCUGACGCUGGGGCAGCUGAAUGAGGUCAGGAAGACGAGCAUGUCGAGGUUGCUGUGCGACAAUUCGCAUGGGGUUCGAGCGAUGCAGCCCAGGGGAUUCGAGAGGAUAUCGCACAGUAAUCCAGUGGUGUCGUGCGAAUCCCUGCCAUCUGUGGAUCUGUCCCUGUGGAAAGACGCUAAUGGAGGCGGCGAGGUGACGUUGGAGGCGGAUCCAUUCAGGGGGAAUUACUACGGGAAGUAG
Phyllotreta striolata is the source of this 2034-nucleotide messenger RNA. Lineage: Eukaryota; Metazoa; Arthropoda; Insecta; Coleoptera; Chrysomelidae. The record is from the annotation of a GenBank genome assembly.